Messenger RNA from Coprinopsis cinerea okayama7#130, 2637 nucleotides. RefSeq lists its product as hypothetical. The coding region runs from base 1 to 2637 and encodes 878 amino acids. The record is from RefSeq and is a predicted model, not a curated record. The transcript has 4 exons. NCBI's taxonomy places the organism in Eukaryota, Fungi, Basidiomycota, Agaricomycetes, Agaricales, Psathyrellaceae.
AUGUUCUCCACAGUCCAUCCAACAUCAUCGGCUGGUCCCAAGUAUGGACAAAACCCUGGCCCAAAGGCCUAUAUCCCUUCUCAUCCAGCUCAUGCCCGAUUUUCGGUUCAUGUCUUUCAAGGCAAGCCUGGCGCGUUCGUCGGGGGCGCGCCAGGCUACGGAAUGCCUCCUCCCGGAGCCCCAGUCUUCCACCAACCGCGAUACGACGACCGAUAUCCAGUAAACAUGGCCGUCCCUGUCGGAGUUCCCCUCGGCCACCCCCUACCGCACGGUCAUCCAGUCGCUGUACCGACAACUUCAGUCGCGGGAGUUCCUGUUCCAGGCCGACACCCCAGCCCACCCCAUCUGAGCGUCAACACCAACCUGGGACAAAGGACGACACCACCUCUCCCCUCGCAACGUCCCACACCCGCUCCUCACGCCCACCAUCCCACCUCCGGCCACCCGUCAAACUUUAAUAUCUAUCCCAGUGCCAGCGGCCAAAACACCUUCAUCUACGAGCAAUCUCAUACCUCCAAAUCCGACCUCUUCUCACUCUCCGACGCCGAUAGCAUCACUGAUACAAGCUCGAGUCUGGUGACGUAUUCCCCCACGGACAGCAUGGUUACUGUUCGAGGUGAUACGCCUCUGGCAUCUCCUUUGGACUGUGAGCCUCCGUCGUCCGCUGGCGGUCUGCAUUCGAGCCAUAGCACGCAUGGUGCCCCGCAUGGGUAUGCUGGAAGCGGAAGGACCACUACUCCCGCUCCGGGAAUGAUGAGGAGGAAUUCGAUGGUCGGAGGUGUAGCACCGGGCAUGGUCCCAAUGGAGCGCUCGACGAGCAGGUCAGGCCUUGCUCCCCCUCCACCCACGCAGCCGGCGAUGGUUCCCAUGGCAGAAUAUAGCCCAUGGGUCCCUAGGAGGACACCCUCAGAAUCAAGCAUCGACGAACGGGAACGCAUCGCUAUUAUCAACGCCCAGCAUAACUCGGUCUCAACUGGUUCUCACUACACGCCCAGCCCACCUCUAUCCGACCGAACGCUCAAACAAUCGCCUCCCCAGCAACAUAUGCAGCCACAAUACGCCCACACCCCGACCUCUUCUAUUCCUAUUCCUAUUCCACCACAAUCCUCGGUGUACCCAGAGGCGACCUACGUCCACGGAAGCCCUGAGUCUAUCUAUAACCGCACCUCUCCGAAGCAGAUGGCUGGUCCCGUCGGAGGAGCGCCUUAUGUCGAUGCUUCGGUAUCCUACUCCCAAGAGCCCUACACCCGAGAACGCCGUUCAUCUACGGUCGGCUCUCGCCCCGACCUCUCGACCACACCCCCUCAGGCUGGCGUUCCAAUGAGGGAGAGGAAGGCGAGCGUGAGCUAUGCAGCUGGUCCUGCACUUGGCUCCUUGCCUUCAGGUUCUGAUGGGAAGAGGAGGUAUUCGUCGUCUGGGUCUCAGCCAGCUGGUAUUCCAUUCGCAAGGAGCGCAAGUCCGCCUACCGACAAGUACAGGAGGGAUGACAGGGAUCGGGAGCGCGAGCGUGAAAGAGACAGGGGCAGAGAGCGGGAUAGGGAUAGGGACAGUAGAGUUAGGAGCUACUCUCCACCCGAGAAAAUGCGCUCACGAACCUCGUCCAUGUCACACGGCGCUAGCCGCCCAGUCGACUACAUCCCCGUCCCUUCAUCAGGACCUGCACCCUUCCCCAGCUCAUCCUCAGUAGAUCCGAACACGCUCCCCAUGUCCAGCAUGAGCAUCCGAGACGACCCCACCUCACCCCUCGACCGCCGACCCCGCCACCCGGAUUUCGCACCGACCGUCAGCACAGCCGCCGCAACAACCGGCACCAAGGUCACCUCGCCCAUCGAAGACGACCGUGACCGCGACUCCUCCAGACGCCGCGAUCGUCGACCCUCUUUCGCAACUGCGUCAGAGGCUGUUUCGAUCAUCACUGCCGCGACUACAGGAACCGAGUCGAGGUACCCACCCAUGGCCAUGCCCUCUCAGACCGCAGGUUCCGUCCCCCCUCGUUCGCACACGCCUUUCGCUUCUUCGACUGCUGCUUCGUUGCGCCAGCCUGAGCCUCAGCGACGUCUUUCGGAUGCCGACAAGUCCAUGUACGAGCCUCGGGAUUCUCGAGAUCGUGAAAUCAGGGAUUCCAGGGAUAGGGAUGGGCGGGAUUCCAGGGAGAGAGAAAGAGACCGGGAUCGCGAGAGGGAUCGGGACAGGGAUCGGGAAAGGGACAGGGAUACUCGGGAUAGCCGAAGUGGGCACUACACCUCCUCAUCCUCCUAUCACCGCCACCCUGAACCCCAACGCCGCUACUCUGAUGGAGACCAGAACCUCCCCCAGCGGAUUUCGACGUCGGCUUCGACGAGGAGCGGUCACGCGCACGUCGCGUCGAGGAAUGUGCGGUGGAACGAGAACCUGAUCUGUCCGUCUCCGUCAUUGCAGCCUCAGAAGAGGAAGGGGUGGUAUAACCGUCGAGGAGACCAGCUCUGGACGAACGACGGUGUGUUCAAAGCUGCCCCUCCGGACCAGCAAUACCCACCCGAUUUGGAGGACUACCCCGAACCAGGAGAGGGCUGGAUGAACGAGGACGGCGUCAUCAUCGACAUCGAGCACCGACGUGUACCCAAGCUCCCUCGCCGAUCCGCCCUGAAGCAACAUUGA